This is a messenger RNA of Penicillium subrubescens, 1578 nucleotides long. RefSeq lists its product as uncharacterized. Bases 1 to 1578 code for a protein of 525 amino acids. Lineage: Eukaryota; Fungi; Ascomycota; Eurotiomycetes; Eurotiales; Aspergillaceae. The record is from RefSeq and is a predicted model, not a curated record. The transcript has a single exon.
AUGGCUCCCCGCAAGGGCAGUAAUGCCUCCGUGACGCGGGAGAAAAAAGAUCGCGUUCUCCCUGGCGGACGUGUCUCCGGACCCAAAGCCAACGCCUACGCCAACUCGAGGAUCGCGAAAUCUACACGCUCCCCGUCCAAGCCCAAGAGGCCCCCUGGACGCCCUUUCAAGAUGCCGGCCCGAAGCCACUCCUCCCAGCCUUCGUCCCGACCGACAAGCGCGGUCCAGACUUCGGCUACCCCGAGUAUGGCUUCGACUCCGGCCCCGCGGGCGUUGUCCAUACUCGAGACUCUUCCGGUGGAGGUCAUUGAGCAGAUCUUUCUUUACUCGCUGAACCUCAACCUGCCUCGCGCAUCACCCGUCCUCGCCGCUGCGGUCUCAAGAGAUCAAAUCUACCGAAUCCUGAUCAUCCUCGCCUUUUGGGAUGAUCCCCCAACGAAUCCCCGCAGCGAGCCUAUCAAUAGCAUUCUCCGGCCGCUGGACUAUGCGCCCCUCACGUUGGACCAACGAGGCACGCUACAGGAAGCGGUCUUUCGCUGUCGGUGGUGUACCAUGGAGCGUGUGCGCGAGCAGAUCCCGACCAUCAUGAUCCUCACCAUUCACCGGCAAUGGUUCAAUCUGGGCAUCAAGAUGGAACCCGAUCAGAAAGCCGCAUUGGACAAGUUUAUGAACCGCGAGGACGACAUGAUCCGGGUUUUCCGUGGCGAAGGACCACCAGUCAAACUGGCCGCGCAAUUGUGCCAGCACCCCGAAAUGCUACGCGUUUCGCGCAUCCCCGGUCCACACAAGUACGAACUCCACGUCAAGCCCAUGGUUAUGGUGGAGGUACGUUCGGAAACGAUGAAAUCGAUCGUUGCUUGGCCGGCUCUGUCUAUCCUGAAUUUCCCAGAUCACCUCCUUCGUGGUCACAAAACGGGGUUCACCCCGGACGACGUGAUGUACCUAGAGAUGCUGCGCAUGUGCUCGGAUAACUAUGCCCAGAACGACACACCACUCCUCCCCUCAACUAUCUCGACUGUGAAUCGCACCGUGCUACACGAGGGCGUUGGCAAAGCCAUCCGUACACAAAACUACAACGCGCUCAUCUCCCUCCUCAAACUCGACGAAUACAUCUUCCGCUUCCACAUAUCCCGACAAGGUCGACCAGUCUGCUACACUAUCCCAUCAGACCAUUUCUUGACCGUGACCCGAGUUGGCCGCGACAAGCCCCAUCUCAACGCAGCCUUCUUCGAAGCUCUCAUCCGUGCCAGCGCAGAAUCAAUCCCCACCAACGCACCCGAGAUCGUACAGUGGACAUUAGAAAAUGUCCAUCUCUUACAGCGCAAUCCAAGCACGUACAACGAGAUCAACGGCAAACUAGCGCAUUGGUUGUCGAAUUUUGUGCUUCGCUUGCCGGAACAGCUGGAUUAUACCCAGGGAUUCCCGCAGGGUCAAUUGUUCAAUUGUGGUCAGUUGGAUCCACUGGAUUUGGAGGCUUGUCGAUUUAUUGAGGAAGUGCUUGAGCCGUGCCGUGGGCCGCCGACGAAUUGGAUGCCUGAGUCGCAGUUUCGAAUUGAGGAGUGGUGGGUGAAGAAAUGA